GUAAUGAAAGUAGUGCGACACUCAGCUGGAUUGAGGCGCUCUGUGUUAUACUAAAGAGGUUGCAGACCCUAUCUGAUACAGGUUAAAUAUCGCUUAAAAUGGCUAAAGGUUUAGUGAAGGCCAAAGAGUACGACUGGAAAGAUAGCAAUCUUGCUCUCUUCGGCUCUGAUAUCGAGAAAAACGUCAAGAGAGAAGCUGCAGGAACUGAAUUGGCUUGGCAAAGUGCUGGCAAGCGAUGUGGGUUACAAAUCUGGCGAAUUGAGCAAUUUAAGGUUAAAGCUUUGCAAAGAAAUGACUAUGGUAAAUUCUACAAUGGAGAUUCCUACAUCAUUCUUAAUACCUAUCAAAAGGAGGAAAGCGAUGAAUUUUUUUAUGAUGUCCAUUUUUGGAUUGGUAGUAACUCUUCUCAAGACGAGUAUGGCACAGCAGCCUACAAGACUGUGGAACUGGACAUCUAUCUGGGAGACAAACCUGUCCAACAUCGAGAAGUGAUGGGUCAUGAGUCCAAGCUGUUCAAAAGCUACUUUCCAACUCUACGAGUAUUGGAAGGAGGAGUAAAAUCUGGUUUCAAACAUGUACUGCCUCAGAACUAUGAAUCCCGCCUUCUUCGCGUAAGAGGAACAACAAUAAGAAACUGCAAGGUCGAACAAGUGCCGUUUACCAAACACUCUUUGGACUCAAAUGAUGUGUUCAUCCUUGACAAGGGUACAACUCUUUACCAGUGGAAUGGUAGGGGCUGUGAUAAAGAUGAAAAGUUCAAAGCUACCCAAGUCACGCAGGAAAUCAAGUCCGAGCGAAAUGGAAGAGUCAAGAUUGAAGUAUUUGAUGAAGAUGAAAUAUCUUCAGAGCAUGUCUUUUAUAAAUUUUUCCCCAACAAGACAGUAGAGCAGCAUACUGGUGAUUAUGAUAGCUUUGGAAAGGCUCUCUUCAGGCUCUCAGAUAAACAUGGCAGUUUGAGUCUUUCCCAGGUUAGCAAAGGCAGAAUUUCAAUGAGCAACUUCAACUCAAAUGAUGUGUUUCUUUUUGACACUGGCCAUGACCUGUUCGUUUGGAUUGGUGCCAAAGCAAGUGUUGACGAGAGAAGAAAAGCUCUUGAAUAUGGUCAUAACUACUUGAUCCAGACUGAUCAUCCUUGUGCUGCCAUAACUUGCAUCUCCGAAGGGGACCAUAAUGAAGACUUUGCCGAAGCUUUGGAUUAAAGCCACAAUGCAUUUCUGGUACAUCGCCCAGACUCAACGAUUUUGUAAUGCACAACCAACGCUUUCCUAUAAGAUAAUCCAGUCAUGAUCUAAUCAUUUAAAAAUAAACAAAUAUAUGCUUCAUACCUUUCUACAGCAGCAACAAAUAAUAUGAUUUUCUUUUAUUCUGAGAUGAUGUCUUGAAUUAUAUACUUGCAGUUUUUUCUCUUAACCAAGUCAUUAUGGGUAUAAUAAUUUAGGGAAAGAUAGUCCUAAAUAUUAUGUAUAUGUAUAUUAAUAUUGGGUUUCCUGCGUUAAGUAGACCAGGGGCUCUGAAAGGCACUUGAGUAGCUUUGUCAAGACAGUUUGUAGUAGCUAGUGAGUUUGAUGCUUUGGAUGCUUAAGGAAUUAAGAGCGUGAAAAAACCACAAUGUGUAGUUCCAAAAUUUAUCCAUACCCCCCUCAUGGGGGAAUUUUUUAAGACACACCCCCCUACCCCCUGGAAAUUCCAAUUUUCUUCCAUACAAACUCUAUAGUUUUUGUUCUUUCUCUGACCCCCCUACUCUUCUGAAUUUCCAAAUUCCUCUGUGGGGUGGGUAUAAAUGAUUUCUGGAACUACACAAUUAUUGGAAAUAGCUGUUUUGACAAAAGCUACCCAAGUGCCUUCCAGGGCCCCCAUUUUACUUAAACAAAAAACCCAAUAUUAAACUACAUACAUAACACUGCACAUGGCACUGUUUAAUAAAAUGUAUACAUUUGAAGAUUACACAGAGUAUGUAGUACAUGGUUUGCAAUCACUCCCAAGAGAAUAAGUUAAUAAGAGACAGGUCUGCCAUGUUGGUUGAUAUAUAAUGAAAGUGAGAGAAAAAAAUCUUGGUUAAAUCCAACCAACAUGCAAUGGUGGCUAUAGGGCUUUUAAAUUGUGACGUAAGUAUUUCCUGGUCCAAUCACACAAAAGAUCUCUAAUUUCUUGCCACAAAUAAGUCUUAUUUCCCAGGAUUUAUUCUCUACCUUCAACAAUUAGAUAUAUGAACAGAAAAUCCUGCUAUGAAGAAAAAAUCAGAAAAAUGUCUGUAGAAAUAAUCAUUAAUUUGGACCCAGAAGUCGUUUUUUGUUUGAAUUUCACACACUUAACAGCUCUAUAGAGAUGGGAAAUGAUGCCACAAGAAAGUCUGCUUUUUAGAUAAUUGAUAAUGAUGACAAGAGAGGUUUUGUACCACCUCUUGAUGCAGCCAUGUUAGAUGCCAGGAACAAUACAAUCAUUUUGCAAUAAGGAAGAAUUCAAUUCCCAAGAGCAAAGGGAUUUUAUUGUUCUGCUGUCUACCCACAGGCAACCCAAGCUGUAUUAUGGGCAUGGGCAAAUGAUGGUGCAAAACUUCUAACUAAUGCUAGCUGGAGAUAAUAAUAAUAUAUUUUAACUAAUACUACUAAUCUUGAUACUAAUACCUACUAACAUACUAACCUACUAACAUUACUAACAUUAUUAAUCAUAAUUUUGCUCAAAGGUAGUGCUAUAAUAGUAAUACUCCAUUUUACAGUUUUGUCCGAGUGACCACGAAUAAUAGUUGCAAGUCGAGGCUGCAGUUUCUGCGCAUAGCAAAACUAUACCUUUUAUCAUGUGCAGAAACUCCAGCCUCAGCUUGGAAUGGAACUGUAAGAUGGAGUAUUGUUGCACAGCACUGCUGGUAUUUGUCAUCAAUAUUCUAACAUAAUAAAUAACCUGGAAUUCAAGGCAUUGUCUUCAUAAGUUUCUAAGUUACUUGUGUGCUCCGACUAAAACCCCAAUAUUAAUCUGACAUGUACCUACAUUAAUUCUAUAAAUCUAUAGUAAAAUACAUGGUAAAUGAUUUCAGUCUGAGUUAAAAAUAACUACAUUUCACUAAAUAUUAAUUCAAACUCAAUGUAAAGCUAGGUGUCACUCCUGAUAUUUGAAGGAUGUGUUUUUGUAAUACAUGCUUAGAAUAGAUAUGAUUCAAUUUGUAUUAGAGUAGUAGAUGUGUGGUUUGCUCAAUACAGUCAUGGUUGUUCUCAAA
Molecule: messenger RNA, 3211 nt
Organism: Actinia tenebrosa (Australian red waratah sea anemone)
Lineage: Eukaryota; Metazoa; Cnidaria; Anthozoa; Actiniaria; Actiniidae
Product: gelsolin-like protein 1
Biological process (GO): actin polymerization or depolymerization
Cellular component (GO): cytoplasm; actin cytoskeleton
Molecular function (GO): actin filament binding
Source: RefSeq, a predicted model, not a curated record